Gongylonema pulchrum is the source of this 684-nucleotide messenger RNA. The record is from the annotation of a GenBank genome assembly. Lineage: Eukaryota; Metazoa; Nematoda; Chromadorea; Rhabditida; Gongylonematidae.
AAUUCCGAGCCAGUUGACACAUGUAUAUAUCUAGGGAUGUUGUUGUUGUUUUGGGGGCAGGUGAUCACCUGUUUGGUGCUGUGGAUGAUCAAAUCGGCCAACGUAUCAACACCACCAGCUGAUGGCAGGAUGGACACAAGUUCACUGAACGAUCGACUGGAAUAUUUUGAGAUCAUCAAAAUUGAUCGAAGAAUUGUAAAGCGAGGCACUGAUCCUGCCAAAUUGGAACGAAUAAUUUUUAGGGCUUUCAAUCGUUUGUUCGACUUGCGCCUGACCCCAAAAAAGGGCAUCCUUCAUGUGAACUUCCGAUGUCGUGAAAUUGAUGCGUAUGGAAUCGAAACUUCGUGUACCGUUGAUCCUGAUGAACAUUUCGAGGGCCAUGUUCAUGGCGCCAACGAUUCGACCGUGUCUCUGACGUUUGGCGACGAAGGAUCGUUGCUUGGCAGUGUACGCGUGGAUGGCGAAACAUAUCUUUUCGAGCCUGCAAAAAUUCAUUUUGCAAGCGCUGGUCAACAGCAAAUUUUGGCAUAUCGAAGUUCGGAUUUGAAGCUGAACAACGGGCCAUUUUGCUCGGCGAUCAGUCUAGGAAACAGUUUCGGCUCUUCACAACUGAAGAUACGGCACAAACGAUCGUCACUGUUACCAGUUCAAAAAAAUCGCUUUUGUCCGUGGAUAAUACCAUAG